This is a messenger RNA of Sphenostylis stenocarpa, 1977 nucleotides long. The record is from the annotation of a GenBank genome assembly. NCBI's taxonomy places the organism in Eukaryota, Viridiplantae, Streptophyta, Magnoliopsida, Fabales, Fabaceae.
AUGGGUUGCCUACACUCCAAAACCGCUCAUCUUCACUCUCCUGAAGACCCUCCCACUGCCUUGCCAGACUCCAAAAAACCCGAUCCAGUUGUUAAUUUAUUUUUUGGUUUUGAUUUUGAAGGGAAUGGUGGGGAUGAUGUUGAUCAAGAGGGUCAGGUCCCAGCAUUCAAAGAGUACGGUCUGAUUGAACUUCGAAGGGCCACAAAUGAGUUCAGCACAGAUUACAUUGUUUCUGAGAGUGGGGAGAAAGCCCCUAAUGUGGUCUACAGAGGGAAGCUUGAGAACAAUCGGUUAGUUGCUGUGAAGCGCUUCUCUAAACUGUCUUGGCCUGAUGCUCAACAGUUCAUGGCAGAGGCAGCUGGAGUUGGGAAAGUGAGGCACAAGAGACUGGUGAAUCUAAUUGGUUGUUGUGCUGAGGGAGAUGAAAGGCUCUUGGUAGCUGAGUACAUGUCAAAUGAUACUUUGUCCAAACAUCUCUUUCAUUGGGACAAGCAACCAUUACCAUGGGAAAUGCGUGUAAGAGUUGCAUACCAUGUUGCCCAGGCACUAGAUCAUUGCAGCUUGGAAAACCGGAAAAUAUAUCAUGAUCUAAAUGCAUAUAGGAUUCUUUUUGAUGAGGAUGGUGAUCCCCGCCUAUCUAGUUUUGGGCUUAUGAAAAAUAGUCGAGACGGGAAGAGCUACAGUACUAAUUUAGCUUACACUCCACCUGAAUUUUUGCGAACAGGAAGGAUAAUCCCGGAGAGUGUGAUCUACAGUUAUGGAACUGUUCUUCUGGAUCUUUUAAGUGGCAAGCAUAUUCCCCCAAGCCAUGCUUUGGACCUGAUUAGAGGGAAAAAUGUUUUGUUGUUGAUGGACUCUUCUCUAGAAGGGCAAUAUGCAAACGAUGAUGCUACAAAGUUGGUUGAGCUUGCUUCAAAAUGUCUUCAGUUUGAGGCUAGAGAACGACCUGAAAUUAAGUUUCUUCUUACUUCCGUUACACCUCUUCAGAAGCAGAAAGAGGUAGCAUCUCAUGUGUUAAUGGGCCUAACUAAAAACACAGCAGUGCUACCAACCAUGCUUUCUCCCCUUGGAAAGGCUUGUGCAAGGAUGGAUCUUACUGCAGUGCAUGAUAUAUUGUUAAAAACAGGUUAUAAAGAUGAAGAAGGUGCAGAAAAUGAGCUUUCAUUCCAAGAAUGGACACAACAAGUGCAAGAUAUCUUGAAUACAAAAAAGUUUGGGGAUAUUGCAUUCAGAGACAAGGAUUUCAAAAAUGCUAUUGAGUAUUAUUCUAAGUUGGUGGUUAUGAUGUCUGUUUCUUCUGCUACUGUGUUUGCAAGGAGAGCUUUCUCCUACUUGAUGAAUGAUCAAGCAGAACUUGCAUUAAGGGAUGCCAUGCAGGCACAGGUCUGCAUACCUGAUUGGCCAACUGCAUUCUACCUGCAGGCUCUUGCUCUCUCAAAGCUGGGAAUGGAAACUGAUGCACAUGACAUGCUCAAUGAUGGGGCUGCCUUUGAAGCAAAGAGGUCUAACAGCUGGCGUGGGUGCUGGUUUAAGGGGCAAGCAAAAGAACUCUGGUAUAAGAUGUUCUCAAGGAAUAUUACAAAAUCGAAUGCAACCGGUCAGUGGAAUCAUUAUGUCUACAUUUGGAAUGCUGGUCUUGCAAAAGAUGUUUCUCUCCUAAUUUUUCCUGAUCUUGUGGCUUUUGAUGCUUUUGGAAAUAUUUUAAAGACAGUCGUGCUUGUGAUGCUGAUCAUGAAAAAAGAAAAGCCAUAUAGUUAUAUGGAUAACAAAUCACCGAGCAAGGGGUCCAAGGAGGUGGCACGUGAGUCUCUGAUUGCUAUCUCUAACUCCCUGCCUGAAAAGAGCCUGGAUUCAAACUGUGUGUCUGAGAGCAAGAAAUCAGAUGGGGUUGCGAUGUCAAACCGUGAUAAAAAUGACAAAUUUAGGUCUGAACUGAUUUCAAUUUCGUACGCUGAAUCCCCUGAUGUCAAAAUCUGA